Molecule: messenger RNA, 419 nt
Organism: Meloidogyne enterolobii
Lineage: Eukaryota; Metazoa; Nematoda; Chromadorea; Rhabditida; Meloidogynidae
Source: the annotation of a GenBank genome assembly
UUUUGUCAGCGAAAUGUUACGUUUUGCAAAUAAUAAUUCAGAAAAAUUUUUUAUGAUUGAAUUUUCAAGUUUGGGAUUUAUUGGUAGAAUGUUUCAUAAUAAUUAUGAUUUGUUACAAAUGGCUCAUUUUAUUUUAUUAUUGCAUACUUCAUUACCUGUUGAUUGGAUUUUACAAAAUGUAAUUAGCUCAAAAUUUUGUCCGAUAGAUGAGGGAUGGCCAAAUUGUUAUAGAAAGAUUGAACAAUAUUGUACUUUUCUCUCAUAAACCACCAUUAUUUCAACAUAUAGGAAUACAAUCAUCGCUUACUGGCAAAAUUCAAAAAUUAACAGAAAAGGAUUUUAAACCUCAAAUUCAAUUUCCCUUAAUUAAAAGUCAAAAUUACAAAGCUACAAAAUUUUAUCCAAAAAAUUUAUUUAAA